UGAUGAGGGAGAGUGCGCCCAAACGGCAGGGCGUCGUCGCACGUGUUGAAAGACAGAGAGCAAUGCGCACGUGCGACGUACUAAACAAAGACGACAACGACAACAACAAGAAAAAAACGGUGACAACAAAUGAGUUGAACAGAUGAACAACGCAACGACAACCACCACCAACAUCACAGCCGCCGCCGCCGAUUCGCGGCCACCACAGAGACCGCAGGCCACCCGAGCCGUCAAGUGUGUAGUUGUCGGCGACGGAACCGUCGGCAAGACUUGUCUGUUGAUAUCGUUUACCACUGAUGCCUUUCCCGGCGAAUACGUACCGACAGUAUUCGACAACUAUUCGGCACUGGUCACUGUCGACGGCCACACCGUAUCGCUUGGUCUGUGGGACACUGCCGGCCAGGAAGACUACGACCGACUCCGGCCGCUAAGCUAUCCGCAAACCGAUGUCUUUCUCGUAUGUUUUUCGGUAGUAUCGCCGGCAUCCUUGGACAACGUACUGGCCAAAUGGGUACCCGAAAUCCGGCAUCACUGUCCCGAUGUUCCGUUGGUAUUAGUUGGCCUUAAGUCGGAUUUGCGUGACGAUCGCGAAACACUGGCCUCGCUGGCCGAAUCGGGUCAGUCACCAGUUCGCCGGGAACAGGCAUCAAAAGUUGCCCACAAAACCAAAGCCGUAGCCUAUGUCGAGUGUUCGGCACUGACCCAACGUGGUCUGCGUCGGGUGUUUGACGAGGGCGUACGGGCCGUAGUGGCACCGGUAGAGCGGUCGUCGCCGCGCAGGCGAUGUUUGCUUCAGUGACUACUACUACUAGUAGAAGAAGAAGAAUAAUAAUAAUUAUAAGAAGCAGAAGAACCGGUUUUUUUUAGUCAAAGAGAGAGAGAGAGAGAGAGAGAGACAGAGAGGUUGGUUGUCCUCCUGUUCCUCACUCAUACAAACUCAUACAAACUCAUACCUACUCAAAGCUAACGGUUCGCUUCAACAGUAUAUCUAUAUAUCAGUGAUCAGUGGGUUUUUUUUCUACUGAAGUCAG
Messenger RNA from Oppia nitens, 1031 nucleotides. RefSeq names its product ras-related C3 botulinum toxin substrate 1-like. Lineage: Eukaryota; Metazoa; Arthropoda; Arachnida; Sarcoptiformes; Oppiidae. Gene Ontology annotation, biological process: small GTPase-mediated signal transduction. The record is from RefSeq and is a predicted model, not a curated record. Gene Ontology annotation, molecular function: GTPase activity; GTP binding. The coding region runs from base 143 to 799 and encodes 218 amino acids. The transcript has 2 exons.